Messenger RNA from Pecten maximus, 471 nucleotides. RefSeq names its product transcription elongation factor SPT5-like. The coding region runs from base 1 to 471 and encodes 156 amino acids. NCBI's taxonomy places the organism in Eukaryota, Metazoa, Mollusca, Bivalvia, Pectinida, Pectinidae. The record is from RefSeq and is a predicted model, not a curated record. The transcript has a single exon.
AUGGGAGGGGAACAGGAGUCGUGUAGGGACGGGGAUGGGGGUGGAGAAACAGCAGUCAAAUGGGGUGGGGAGGAGAAACAGCAGUCAAAUGGGGUGGGGGUGGAGAAACAGCAGUCAAAUGGGGUGGGGAGGAGAAACAGCAGUCAAAUGGGGUGGGGAGGAGAAACAGCAGUCAAAUGGGGUGGGGGUGGAGAAACAGUAGUCAAAUGGGGUGGGGGUGGAGAAACAGUAGUCAAAUGGGGUGGGGGUGGAGAAACAGUAGUCAAAUGGGGUGGGGGUGGAGAAACAGUAGUCAAAUGGGGUGGGGGUGGAGAAACAGCAGUCAAAUGGGGUGGGGGUGGAGAAACAGUAGUCAAAUGGGGUGGGGGUGGAGAAACAGUAGUCAAAUGGGGUGGGGGUGGAGAAACAGUAGUCAAAUGGGGUGGGGGUGGAGAAACAGUAGUCAAAUGGGGUGGGGAGGAGAAACAGUAG